AUGGCUCCAGCAAAGAAGGGUGGUGAGAAGAAGAAGGGCUCUUUUGCCAUCAAUGAGGUGGUGAUCCGAGAAUACACCAUCAGCAUUCACAAGCGCAUCCAUGGCAUGGGCUUUAAGAAGCAUGCCCCUAGGGCACUCAAACAAAUCUGGAAAUUUGCCAUGAAGGAGAUGGAAACUCCUGAUGUGCAGAUUGAUACCAGGCUCAAUAAAGCUGUCUGGGCGAAAGGAAGAAGAAAUGUUCCAUACCGUAUCCGGGUACAUUUGUCCAGAAAACAUAAUGAGGAUGAGGACUCACCAAAUAAACUCUACACAUUGGUAACUUACGUGCUUGUUAACACAUUCAAAAAUCUCUGA
This is a messenger RNA of Alexandromys fortis (reed vole), 354 nucleotides long. RefSeq names its product 60S ribosomal protein L31-like. Gene Ontology annotation, molecular function: structural constituent of ribosome. The record is from RefSeq and is a predicted model, not a curated record. Gene Ontology annotation, cellular component: ribosome; cytosolic large ribosomal subunit. Lineage: Eukaryota; Metazoa; Chordata; Mammalia; Rodentia; Cricetidae. Gene Ontology annotation, biological process: cytoplasmic translation. The coding region runs from base 1 to 354 and encodes 117 amino acids. The transcript has a single exon.